Messenger RNA from Dibothriocephalus latus, 351 nucleotides. The record is from the annotation of a GenBank genome assembly. Lineage: Eukaryota; Metazoa; Platyhelminthes; Cestoda; Diphyllobothriidea; Diphyllobothriidae.
GCGAACAUGUUUGCGUCUCCGUGUCCAAAUCCCUACUUCCGUGCGGCCUGGAAUUCCUGGAUGUCCUCUGCGCAAAAUCUGGCUGCUGCCUCCUCCGCCCCCUCCAUCCCGCCAUUUUUCACCUCCCUCGGCCCGCUCCAACAACAACAACAACAGCUUCCACAGAGGCAGCAGGAGGCCUUCGGUCGCCGAACUGCCUCCGUCUACGUGGAGAAUGCCUCCAUGAAUCCCUUCCUUUCACCGAUGCCACCGGCGCCAAAGGUAACCGUUCAGUCCCCGACGCAUGGUGAGACUGUCGAGACUGCCGUGGGAAGUCCCUCUGGUGAGCGUUGCUGUCAUCCCCACUUCUGA